GUUUUGGGGGAAAGACUCGAGCCCUCCUCUCCUCUCCUCUCUGUCAGUCCUCCUCAGAUCUGAUAUGUUGUUGUGCGUAAAAGGAACUGAGAGCGCACUACAUGUCAUCAAUUGAUUUCUCAUUAACUUAUUGAAGGGAUUUCACUUUCAAUUAUUUUUACUGCCAUGGCGAGAUGGUCACUUUUACUUUUAUACUUUUUCCAAGGACUACUUCCCCUCAUCUUUGGACAGCAGCGCACCUCUGGGCCCUGGCGGCACCGGAUUCAGUGGCAGAACAACGGACAGGUUUACAGUUUAAUGAGCACUGGAUCGGAGUACCAGGCUCCGGUUCGCUCCAGAAGCCAGUCGAGGGUUUAUGUGAGCGGCAGGAGGGACGGCACCAGGAGCCAGAUGUCGGGAGCGCACAGAGGAACGAUGCUUGUAAGAACAGGGCAAGGUGAGUCCAGAGUGACCAGGACUGACCCAGGUGUACAACCAGGGUCAUAUACACCAGGGCGCGAUAGUAGACCGUUCGUGCCCGUUAAUGCUCAUGCAUGGACCAGACAGCAGCCCGAGCGCACUCAAGGAACCGGAGCUGCAGGUUAUCCAAACGCACGACGUCUUGGACCUGAACACACCAACAGCAUCAACGCUUCUGCAUCGGGGACUUCAAAUGAUUUCGCUGGCAGAAGAGGAGGUGUGAGUGUGGACUCCUCUGCGCCGCGCACCGCUGGAGGAGAACCGGGGCCCGGUGCCCAAUACCAACAGUUACGCACGGUGCCACAGGCAGUUCCUGUCUUCAGGCAGACAGGUCACUCCAGCUCAGCCUAUUCCACAACUCUGGAGAGAGAAUCUGAAGGUACCUCUUCGUUAACUGCAGCUUCAGAGGAUGCUUCAAACGAGGCGACCACUAACAGAGAGGACAUGGUUAACGACGAUCCUCGAAACCCGUUUAAAAACCACAGGAAUUCAGUUUUCUAUAACAUGUAUCCAGCCAGAGGGAGGUCAGGGGCGAACCGUCCACCUGACACAGGAUAUGGAACAAGAUACUUUCAAAAUGGACUGCCAGACCUUGUGCCAGACCCAUAUGCCAUCCAAGCAGGUGCUUACAUCCAGCGCAUGCAGAUGUAUUCACUCCGCUGUGCAGCUGAGGAGAACUGUCUGGCCAGGUCAGCUUAUGGACCCACCGUACGGGACAUCGACUUCAGAGUCCUCCUGAGGUUCCCCCAGAAAGUGAAGAAUCAAGGCACCUCCGACUUCCUGCCCGUCAAGCCGAGAUAUCAGUGGGACUGGCACAGCUGUCACCAGCACUACCACAGCAUGGACGCCUUCAGUAACUACGACCUGUUGGACGCCAUCACUGGACGUAAAGUAGCCGAGGGACACAAGGCCAGUUUCUGCCUCGAGGACACAGGCUGUGAACCUGGAUUCAGGCGGCGCUACGCCUGCACAUCCCACACACAGGGUCUGAGCCCAGGAUGUCACGACGUCUACGCCGCCAACAUCGACUGUCAGUGGAUCGACAUCACUGAUGUACCUCCAGGAAACUAUAUCCUGAAGGUAACUGUCAAUCCCAAUCUCCACGUCCUGGAGUCGGACUUCACCAACAACAUAGUGAGAUGUGAUAUCACGUACACAGGAAUUUAUGUUCAGACGCGCAACUGUCGAGUAGCAAGGGGUUGAAAUCUUCAUCAGCGUCAACACUCUGAUUAACAUGGAGUAAAAAAAGCCAAAGAGUUAAACACAACUGUAACUGUGUGCAAUGUUGCUGCCAUAGAGUCCUACAUGUUGCAUUUAUUUAUAUAAAAUGCUAAAGUUUCCAACAAUUUUCUACAUGAAACUAGUGAGAUCACCAGAAAUAAGGAUUUCUACUUACAUGGCAUGAUUCAUGACGUAUUUUUUAUGGUCUUCACAAAGAUGAGUACUGUGUUUGUAUAGGUUCGGUACUUGAAUGCAUGUUUUAUUGCUUAUUUGUGGGUCUUUGUCUUGUUGUCUUGCUUCAUAUUUUUUGUUAGACGCACAUCAUUUGUUCUCGCAGGUUUCUAUAAAGGAUUAAUAUUCUAUAUUUUUGUUAAAAGCAACAAAUCUCAUGAAAAGACCAAAGCCAACAAUACAUGAUUCCAUCACUCAGUACUUUCUGACCUCGCUGUGCUGUUUGUGGCUCUUAAACCUGAACCCAGUGAGUCACAAAUAUAAGUUGAAAUGAUUUUUGUCUUUAUAAGAAAAUAAAUAGAAUAUCAUCCUUAUCCACCUGAUAAUCACGAAUAUCUCUCAUAGUAACUGUAGUAUGUUGGUGCUGUUUGUUUAUGUAAAUGUUUGCUUGUGUAUAUCUACGUGAAUGGAACAUUUUUUAGACUGUUUUAAACUGUUGAUAUUGCUUGAACGUUGUUGAAAAUUGAAUCUUAUUCUGUUAAAUUUAAAGCAAUAAAGAUGUUUAGGAGUGAGAAAGAAUGUCUUCCCUGUUCUUUUCU
Molecule: messenger RNA, 2450 nt
Organism: Paralichthys olivaceus (Japanese flounder)
Lineage: Eukaryota; Metazoa; Chordata; Actinopteri; Pleuronectiformes; Paralichthyidae
Product: protein-lysine 6-oxidase-like
Biological process (GO): collagen fibril organization; peptidyl-lysine oxidation
Molecular function (GO): copper ion binding; protein-lysine 6-oxidase activity
Source: RefSeq, a predicted model, not a curated record